Molecule: messenger RNA, 1122 nt
Organism: Suillus subaureus
Lineage: Eukaryota; Fungi; Basidiomycota; Agaricomycetes; Boletales; Suillaceae
Product: chromatin associated protein KTI12
Exons: 4
Coding region: 93-1016 (307 amino acids)
Source: RefSeq, a predicted model, not a curated record
AUGUUGCUAACAAGAUGUCGAUGAUGUGAUCAAGACGACUUACGUAACAUCCUGGUACCGGAGAUCCCGAAAACGUGAUCUUUGGCUCAUUAAUGGCACUCAUCACCAUCUCAGGUUACCCCUCCUCUGGAAAAUCAACCCGUGCAGCCCAAGUCCACGACUUCCUCUCAUCAGCUUCGAGCCCUCAGCUCAAAGUAAAAGUCAUCUCAGACGAUGAUUUGGCCGUUGACCGUGCAUCAUAUGACGACUCCCUUCAAGAAAAGACUGCUCGCGCGACUCUCUUCACCGCCAUCACAAGACACAUUGCCAGAGACACGAUCCUCAUCGUAGACGGGAUGAACUAUAUCAAGGGGUUUAGAUACCAGUUAUAUUGCAAGGCCCGAGAGGCUGGCGUAAGGGUUGCUACGGUCUAUGUCCUCGCUACGCCUGAUCAAUGUCGAAAGUGGAACGAUGAACGAGGAGAUGGGAAGAGAUAUAAACCCCAAACCCUAGACGCCCUCAUCCAGCGCUUCGAAGAGCCCUCGUCUAUGGUUCGCUGGGACGCCCCACUCUUCACCAUCCCCUGGGAUGACCCAACUCCCCCACUCGAACGCAUAUCAGACGCAGUCACAACUGGCAUCGUCAAACCUCCAAACGUCGGCACUCAAAUAACACCCAAAGCACCCACAGACGCCCUCCGCACUCUGGAGCAUACGACAAAUGCACUGGUUUCUUCGCUCAUGGCUGCUCAGGCUGCUGCCCCGCUUGGAGGACCUAUCAUCCUCACCGUCGAUGCGCUCGAACCUGGUUCGAAUACAAGUGCCAAUGAGAGCCCUGUUCUCCGCGUCCGCUUAACACUUCCGUAUCGUGCACUGACGUUGUCAGAGCUGCAGCGGCUCAAACGCCAAUUUGUGGCUGCGCGCCGGAAAGCUGUGACAUUGGGGAGUACGGAAAAGGGGAGAGUGGAGUGGGGAGAGGAAGGUGUGGGACGUGCGUUUGCAGAGUUUUUGGAGGAGGGGUUGGGUGUUGCGAGGUGACUUGCACGUUAAGUGUUCAAAACAAGAAUCUCGGAUUUAUAAUCCCAGGAGUAAUAUAACGCAGGACUUGUGAUAUGUGGUACGCGCAUCAAACAUCAAACGAUUA